Messenger RNA from Nothobranchius furzeri (turquoise killifish), 1873 nucleotides. RefSeq names its product WD repeat containing, antisense to TP73 (gene wrap73). NCBI's taxonomy places the organism in Eukaryota, Metazoa, Chordata, Actinopteri, Cyprinodontiformes, Nothobranchiidae. The record is from RefSeq and is a predicted model, not a curated record. Gene Ontology annotation, molecular function: protein binding. Gene Ontology annotation, biological process: microtubule anchoring at mitotic spindle pole body. Gene Ontology annotation, cellular component: microtubule organizing center; MWP complex; mitotic spindle.
GAGUCACAGUCAACACGCUGAUUGGACAACACUGUUCAUACAAACGUCCCAACAACAGUUGGAUUAACAUGAAUCCUACGCUGUCCUGUGGAUGAUAGGUUUCUGAAUGGCUUGUGGAACUUCUUACGGUUCACUUUUUGGUGGAAGAACUCCUGCUGUUGACGUCAGAGCAAGACCUGCGGAAACAAAAUGAAUUUUUCUGAGCUUUUUAAACAAUCAAAUCAGCUUUGCAAAGUGUCCCCAGAUGGAAAAUAUUUGGCUACCUGUGUACAGUACAGGCUAGUGGUGCGAGAUGUGAGCACGUUGCAAAUCCUGCAUCUCUACACCUGCUUGGAUCAAGUAUCCCACAUGGAAUGGUCCUCUGACUCUCUGUUUAUUCUCUGUGCGAUGUACAAGAGGGGGCUGAUACAGGUGUGGUCGCUGGAACAGCCGGACUGGCACUGUAAGAUAGAUGAGGGCUCUAUCGGACUAGUCUCCUCACGCUGGAGUCCGGACGGACGUCACAUUCUCAACACCACUGAGUUCCAUCUGAGGGUUACCGUCUGGUCCCUGUGCACUAAAGCGGUGUCUUACAUGAAGUAUCCCAAAGCGUGUCAGAAGGGUAUAGACUUCAGUAAAGAUGGAGGCUACAUGGCCUUGGCUGAACGCCGUGACUGCAAAGACUACGUUAGUAUAUUUGUGUGCGAAGACUGGCAUUUACUCAGGAAUUUUGAGACUGAAACUCAGGACCUGUCGGGGUUGGAGUGGUCUCCCAACGGCUGUGUGCUGGCAGUGUGGGACAGCUGUCUAGAGUAUAAAGUGUUGCUGUACUCUCUGGACGGCCGCUUGUUGUCGACCUACAGUGCCUAUGAGUGGUCCUUGGGUGUAAAGUGUGUGUCCUGGAGCCCCAGCAGCCAGUUCCUGGCCAUCGGCAGCUAUGAUGAGAAAGUGCGCAUUCUCAAUCACAUCACAUGGGGUAAAAUAGCUCAGUUUGAGCACCCUGCAAGCAUCGACAACACUAAAGCUACCGUGUAUAAGGAGGUGGAACGGCGGCCAGCUGUGCCCAGUGAUGAACUGUUGCAGCACAACAUCAAAGAAGGUAACUUUGUUUUGUCUGUUCCUGAACUUCCUCAUCCAGAUGAGAUUUGUGCACCGCCUAUCCAGAUUCCCGUGGUUAAGCCAGACCCAGAUCGAGCCAAUCCCAAGAUAGGGGUCUCCGUUUUGGCUUUCAGCUCAGACAGUCGCUAUCUCGCUUCCAGAAAUGACAACAUGGCCACAGCUGUGUGGGUGUGGGACAUGCAGAAGAUGAGCCUGGAGGCCGUGCUGGAGCAGACAGCAGCUGUACGCUGCUUUCAGUGGGACCCCCGACACCCCCGGUUGGCUCUGUGCACUGGAAACAGCAAACUCUACCUCUGGUCCCCGAGAGGCUGCGUUUCAGUUCAAGUCCCUGCUGAAGGUGGUUUCCAGGUCCAGUCCCUGAGCUGGCACUGCAGUGGAGACUUUCUGAUCCUGCUGGGAAAGGACCAGUUGUGUUUGUGCUACAUGGACGCUGAGCAGGAAGAAAAGUAAAAAAGCACGACAGAUAUCCAAAGAUUCCAACCGUAGUUGCAUUUAUCAAGUGUGUACUUAGCUGUAGACCAAUAUAAACACUGCUGGAAACGUGUAGCUGCUUUAACGUAGCUACGUUCUGUCUCUGAGACCUCCAGAGCGAGCUUUAAGGUGUGUUUUCUCACAAUGUGGAAAAGUUGCGUCUAACAUUCCUAAGUACCGGUAUGUUUAAUAACUGAAGCACCAGUUGCAGGCACUGUGAAAAUGUUUAGUUUCUUAUAGAUGCCAUUGUAUUUUUAUUUAAAUGUUAUGAUCAAUAAACUUGUUUUCUACAACGCUCCUUAAA